CCGACAUCGAUUCGACGUUAGCACUUCAUUCGCUGGUGAAAAGUAUGGCCGAACGGUUCGUCGUCCGUCGUCGUUGCGCAAAUGUGUUAUUUUAGUGUGAUGACAUCAUUGUGACCACCGCACCCCGUGAAUCUGCUGCAGUUUCCUCCCCCGAGGGGGCGUCGUGUCACUCUGUGUCAUCAGUGAAAAGUUACUCAAUUUCUCGAAAUUUACAGCAUAAAUAGUUAGGAAAAGCGUGUUCAACAUAAAACCAGAAGAAGAAACAAAAAACACAAAUCGAAUUUCACCGUAAAAAACCACCUGGAGAAGGUCGGUUCCGUCCUCGCUCAUCGACCAGUCGAACGUGAGCGAUUCAUUCGACGACGACGAGUAGAGGAGCCAGCAGUGCUGCCAGCUGGCUUCGACGACGACGACGGUAGUGUGAAGUGUUGCCCGGUAGUCGGUAAACAACGUGUGCUAUUGGUAGAUUAAAGAUCUGAAUCGAGGUUGUGUGAGUGUGUGUGAAGUGCAUCCUCAGUGAAUCUCCUCAAGAUGUGGACAUUGGGUCGCAGGAGAGCUGGAGGCGGUGGUGAUAGGAUGGUCCUGGCACCACUGGCGGUUCUGGUGGCCACCCUCAACGUGCUGGCCGCGCAAAGUCUGAGUGGAUUUUAUCGCAAUUUCCACUCCCCGCCCAGCAUCAUCAAGCAGCCGCCGACGGACGAGAUGCUGUUCCAGGUGGCGCAAACCGGCGAGAACGACAAACCCUUCAUCAUCGAGUGCGAAGCGGAAGGUGAACCCACCCCCAGAUACCGCUGGAUCAAGAACGGCAAAAAGUUCGAGUGGCAAACGUACGACGACCGGAUGUCGCAGCAACCGGGCCGCGGUACGCUCGUCAUCAAGUCACCGCGGGACGAAGACCUCGGACAGUACCAGUGCUUCGCCGAGAACGAGCACGGCACGGCCACCUCGAACUCGGUGUUUGUGCGCAAAGCCGAACUCAACUCGUUCAAGGACGAGUCGGCCAAGACGGUCCAGGUGGACGAGGGCAUGCCCUUCAAGAUGCAGUGCCAACCCCCGGACGGUUGGCCGCGGCCGAACGUGUACUGGCUGAUCCAGAACAUGGACGGCGGCAUCAGCUCGAUCAACAACUCGCGGAUGACGCUCGACCCGGAGGGUAAUCUGUGGUUCUCGAACGUAACGAGGCGCGAUCAGUCGGAUGACUUUUGGUACGCUUGCGCGGCGUCGUCGCUGUUCCGUAACGAGUACAAGAUCGGCAAUCGGGUGGUGCUGCAGGUCAAGCAGACGGGAAUUUCGGCGGCGCAGAACCGACAUCGUCCUGAACGGCAGUACGUGUCCCGUAAGAACGAGGUGGCGCUGCGAGGUAAGAAGAUCGAACUGUUUUGUAUCUACGGGGGGACGCCGCUGCCGCAGGUCGUGUGGACGAAGGACGGGCGGCCGAUCCAGUGGAACGACAAGAUUCAGCAGAAUAACUACGGGAAAUCGCUGGUGAUAAAGCACGCCACGUUUGAAGAUCAGGGCACGUACACGUGCGAGUCGAGCAACGGUGUGGGCAGUGCCGAGUCCUACUCGAUCCGGUUGGAAGUGCAAGCCAUUCCGUACUUUACGAUCCAGCCGGAGAGUGUGAUCAAGGCGGAGGAGGAGACGGCCGAGUUCCGGUGCGAGGCGACCGGUGUGCCCAAGCCGAACAUUAUCUGGAUUCACAACGGCAAGCCGAUCGAGCAGACGCCGCCCAACCCGAGGCGAUUCGUCAGCGGAAGCAGGAUCUUCUUCAACAAGCUGGAGAAGUCGGAUACUGGAAAUUACGGCUGUAACGCCACCAACUCGCUCGGAUACGUCUACAAGGAUGUUUAUUUGAACGUGCUCGCUCUGCCUCCAGAGAUCAGCGAACCUCCGCGUCGCGAGCACACCGUUGAUCGACGCAACGUAACGCUGACUUGCCGCGUGUUUGGAGCGCCCAAACCCGAGGUCAAGUGGAUCCGCAACGGACGGGAGCUGACCGGGGGACGGUAUCAGGUGCUGCCGACUGGGGAUCUUUUCAUUCGUGGAGUUGAGUUCUCCGAUGCUGGACAGUACACGUGUAACGCGGUGAACAAGCUGGGUGAGAAGUCCGCGGACGGUGAGUUGAUUGUGAAGGAGCACACGAAGAUUAUUGACGAGCCGCAGGAUUACGAGGUUGUGGCGGGGACGCCGGCUACGUUCAGGUGUAAUGCCGUAGCGGAUUCGAGCUUGGCGCUGACGAUCGAGUGGUUGACCAACGGAGAACCGAUUGACUUUGACACGCAGCCGAGGUUCGUGAUGACGAACGAUUACUCGCUGACGAUCACGAAGACUAUUGAGUUGGACACGGGAGUGUACUCGUGCGUGGCCAAGACCGAUUUGGACGAGGUGAUUGCGAAUGCCACGUUGACGGUGUACGAUCGGCCAAACGCUCCUUCGCUCGAGGGUAUUGAAUGCCACCAGGCUGUGGCGACGCUUUCGUGGACGCCGAACGGAGACAACCGGUCGCCGAUUCUGCACUACACCAUCGAGUACAACACUUCGUUCACUCCGGACACUUGGGAGAUCUCUUCCAAGGACGUUCCUGCGACGGACUUCACCUACAGCGUAGACAUGAGCCCGUGGUCGAACUACACGUUCCGCGUGAUUGCCAUCAACAAGGUUGGACCUUCGUCACCUUCCGGCCACAGCGAAGUGUGCACCACCCAGCCCAGCGUUCCGUUCAAGAACCCGGACAACGUGGAAGGCCAGGGAACCGAACCGAACAAUCUAGUCAUCAAGUGGACGCCAAUGUCCGAGAUCGAACACAACGCUCCGAGGUUCCAGUACCGCGUCUACUGGCAGCUCGAUACCGGCGUAGACAACUGGAACACCGAAGACAUCUUCGACUGGCAGCAGACGGAGCUGGUGAUCCGGGAUCAGCCGACCUUCCAGCGGUACCGCAUCAAGGUGGUCGCGAUCAACGAAAUGGGAGAGGCUAACGUCGCCCCGAAGGAGGUCAUCGGAUACUCCGGCGAGGACAAACCUCUAGAAGCCCCGCAGAACUUCACCCUUAUCCAGGUCACCGCACCAACCUCCGCCAUCCUCAGCUGGAACCCCGUCAGCGAAGACAGCGUCCGUGGGCACUUCAAGGGCUACAAAAUCCAAACCUGGACGGAAGCCGAUGGCGAAGAGAACCUCCGUGAGGUGCUCGUAACGGCCGACUCCAAACAAGCUCUCGUCACGGACUUUGUCCCCGACUCGACGAACUUUGCGCGAAUCCUCGCGUACAACGGCCGCUUCAACGGCCCAGCCAGCACAACCCUGUCCUUCGACACCCCCGAAGGCGUCCCCAACACGAUCCAAACCCUGGACGCCAUCCCGCUCGGAUCGUCCGCCUUCCUGCUCAAGUGGAAGAAGCCGCUCCAGCCGAACGGCAAGCUCACCGGCUACAAGAUCUACUACGAAGAGGUCAAGGGAACGUCCUUCGGCCCACGCAUGGAGCGCGAACCCCACAUCAGUGACGCGCGCCUCACGGAGGCCAAACUGGGCAAGCUCAAGCCAAGCACCAAGUACCGCGUGCACGUCGUCGGAACGACUCGCGCCGGCGAAGGCCAAGACUACUACAUCGAACAGAAGACUGCCGCCGGUGUGGCGCUCCAGCCCGACCAGCCCUACUUCAGCUGGGAGCACGAACCCAACGACAGCGGACACGCCGACGUGCGCGUCGUGUGGCACCCGAACCUCGAGGGCAAACCGGGCGCGCACUUCUUCGUCAAGUACCGCGUCAAGGGCGAAAACCAGUGGCUCAUGACCGAGCCGGUGCUGUACGAGAACCACCACACCGUGCACGGGCUCGACCCGGACACCAACUACGAGUUCCGCGUCGUGUCCGUCGACGGCGAGUUCCAGACGGAGUCGCUCUCGCAGGAGGUGGACACCUCCGGUCUCGACGGCCCCAUCAUCGUGAAGGGCAACAACGUGGCCACCGCCGGGUGGUUCAUCGGUAUGAUGCUGGCGAUUGCGUUCCUCAUCCUGCUGCUGAUCAUCAUCUGCAUCAUCAAGCGCAACCGGGGCGGCAAGUACGACGUGCACGAUCGUGAGCUGGCGAAUGGGCGCAACGAUUACACCGAGGAGGGCGGCUUCCCGGAGUACUCGCAACCUGUUUUACGUGAUUACAGCUUGGACAAUAAGAGCCAGGGCCGACAGUCUGUCAACUCGCAAAAAGUCGGACCGGAAAGUGAUACUGAUUCCAUGGCGGAAUAUGGUGAAGGUGAUACAGGUGGCCAAUUCACCGAGGACGGUUCGUUUAUCGGCCAGUACGUGCCCGGUAGGCCCCCGGUCAGUGCCCACUCGACGCCGCAGAAUCCGUCCCUGCAAGGGGGCGGCGGCGGCGGCGCCAAUGCCGGCAUGGCCACGUACGUCUAAGAGAACGAAAAAGAAAACUUUUUGGAUAAAUUCUUCGCGCCGCAGAAAAUUGAGUGUUUGUCUGCUGCUUUUUUGCUACUGGAUGGAACAGAAGGACACCCGCAACGUCAUCGCUUCACCCGACAAAACAUACAAGGAUUUUUUUAUGAUUUUUUUUUGUAACGAAAAAAACACAACUAAUUUUAGUGCGCCAAAUUCCGGGUUAAAUUCGUUAGGACUUUUGACUCUCUUUGGCACGUAAACAAAACAAGGAAACUCAAAACAAAAUGUGUUCAGAGCUGAAAUCUUUCCGCUUCAAGCAUUCUCAGUCAUUAGCCGAACCCCGACUUUUUAUUAACAGAACAAUAACUUCAACUACAAUCAGUACAAAUCAGUUGAUCCACGCGAGUCCUUUUCCCGGUAGCGAACACACACACCACGUGCUUUAAUUGUGUAACGAAAUGAAGCAAAAAUGGCGCGAUCCUCUCAAAGAGCUGGAUCGAAUCUCGAUGAAACAGAAAUCUGCUUAAUUAAUUUUUCGAGAAGAUGGAAUGUGAAACAAAACAAGUUAUAGUUGUAGUAAACGCCUUUUUCGUCCCACUUUUUUAAGAAUCUCUUUUUUGUUUUUAUUGUAUUGUUUAACUUAUCUCUACAUUAUUACGAAAAUAACAAAACUAUCGUGUAGUAAUUAUUAUUUUAUUAUUUUUAGUGCAAAGCGAAAAUAAAACUUCUCGGUAGCUUUCUAAAAAGAAGAAA
This is a messenger RNA of Culex pipiens pallens (northern house mosquito), 5139 nucleotides long. Its product is annotated as neuroglian. Lineage: Eukaryota; Metazoa; Arthropoda; Insecta; Diptera; Culicidae. The record is from RefSeq and is a predicted model, not a curated record. Gene Ontology annotation, molecular function: protein binding. The coding region runs from base 532 to 4404 and encodes 1290 amino acids. The transcript is spliced from 9 exons. Gene Ontology annotation, biological process: cell-cell adhesion.